Messenger RNA from Mesocricetus auratus (golden hamster), 4040 nucleotides. RefSeq names its product kelch like family member 28 (gene Klhl28). Gene Ontology annotation, molecular function: protein binding. Bases 141 to 1856 code for a protein of 571 amino acids. The transcript is spliced from 5 exons. Lineage: Eukaryota; Metazoa; Chordata; Mammalia; Rodentia; Cricetidae. The record is from RefSeq and is a predicted model, not a curated record.
CUUCCCUGUACGGGGCGGAAGUUUCCCGCCCCACCCGUAAGAGUUAAGGUUUGACCAGCGCAACUGAGCAUCUUGUAGCCCGGUUCCAGUUUUCCUUGGCUCCUCCUCCUGUCACUGCGAGUCUGAUUCCUGGGACUCAGAUGGACCACACAUCCCCAACCUACAUGCUUGCUAACUUAACCCACUUACAUUCAGAACAACUUCUGCAGGGCUUGAAUCUCCUUCGUCAGCAUCACGAACUCUGUGACAUCGUUCUUCGAGUAGGUGAUGUUAAAAUUCAUGCUCACAAAGUGGUACUUGCCAGCAUCAGCCCAUACUUUAAAGCUAUGUUCACUGGCAACCUUUCUGAGAAAGAGAACAGUGAGGUUGAGUUUCAGUGCAUUGAUGAAGCUGCACUGCAGGCCAUUGUGGAGUAUGCCUAUACGGGGACCGUUUUCAUUUCUCAGGAUACAGUUGAAUCUCUCCUGCCAGCAGCAAACCUACUCCAGAUAAAACUUGUCCUGAAAGAAUGUUGUGCAUUUCUUGAAAGCCAGCUUGACCCUGGUAACUGUAUUGGAAUUUCCCGUUUUGCAGAGACGUAUGGUUGUCAUGACCUUUAUUUGGCAGCUACUAAAUACAUAUGCCAGAAUUUUGAAUCUGUUUGCCAGACAGAAGAGUUUUUUGAGCUUACGCACGCUGAUUUGGAUGAAAUUGUCUCCAAUGACUGCUUGAAUGUAGCUACUGAAGAGACAGUUUUUUAUGCCUUAGAGUCCUGGAUCAAGUAUGAUGUACAAGAACGCCAGAAAUACUUAGCACAGCUGCUGAAUAGUGUGCGAUUACCAUUGCUGAGUGUUAAGUUCCUUACUAGGCUGUAUGAAGCAAAUCAUCUUAUCCGUGAUGAUCGUACUUGUAAACAUCUCUUGAAUGAAGCGCUAAAGUACCACUUCAUGCCUGAACAUAGACUCUCUCAUCAGACAGUCUUGAUGACGCGACCUCGCUGUGCUCCUAAAGUAUUGUGUGCAGUAGGAGGAAAAUCUGGACUCUUUGCCUGUUUGGAUAGUGUGGAGAUGUACUUUCCUCAGAAUGACUCUUGGAUUGGUCUGGCGCCCCUAAAUAUUCCUCGUUAUGAAUUUGGAAUCUGUGUUUUAGACCAAAAAGUCUAUGUUAUAGGUGGUAUUGAAACUAGCGUACGCCCUGGUGUCACUGUCAGAAAACAUGAAAAUUCAGUGGAAUGCUGGAAUCCUGAUACAAAUACAUGGACUUCUCUAGAGAGAAUGAACGAGAGCCGAAGUACUCUUGGAGUGGUAGUGCUUGCGGGAGAACUUUAUGCUUUAGGUGGAUAUGAUGGACAAUCUUACUUGCAAUCUGUAGAGAAAUAUAUCCCCAAAAUCAGACAGUGGCAACCUGUGGCCCCAAUGACCACCACAAGAAGUUGUUUUGCUGCAGCUGUUCUGGAUGGAAUGAUUUAUGCCAUUGGAGGGUAUGGCCCUGCUCACAUGAACAGUGUGGAGCGUUAUGAUCCAAGUAAGGAUUCCUGGGAGAUGGUUGCAUCCAUGGCUGAUAAAAGGAUUCACUUUGGUGUCGGAGUUAUGCUAGGUUUUAUUUUUGUAGUAGGUGGGCAUAAUGGUGUCUCACAUUUGUCAAGCAUUGAAAGAUAUGACCCUCAUCAAAACCAGUGGACAGUGUGUAGACCAAUGAAAGAGCCCAGGACAGGAGUUGGUGCUGCAGUAGUUGAUAACUACCUUUAUGUAGUCGGUGGUCACUCAGGGUCUUCCUAUUUGAACACAGUACAGAAAUAUGACCCUAUCACAGAUACAUGGCUGGACUCAGCUGGCAUGAUAUACUGUCGCUGCAAUUUUGGAUUGACUGCACUUUGAGAAGUGUGAACGUGUGGAAAUCACACAUGGUGGGCCACAGGAAGGAAUGCCCAGUGUCCUGAACCAGAAAGCUGCACUGCUUUGUUAACUUGAAGUGGCAUGAAGACUCAAAGUCUCGUUGGGUACUCUAAACUGACAAACAGUUAGAAUUGCUCUUGAUUAUACAGUGAAUCAAUAAUAGGGGAAAAAAAGGAAAGAACUAACCAAUUAAAUUGUGCACUUUUCUCCUGUAAGACUGGGAUAGACUAGUUUUUAUAUUCCUAAAUGUAGAGAAAACCUUGCUGCUUUUAAAUUUUGUUUUCAAUAAUUUAAGCUUUUCUUUCUUGAUCUGUAUCAUGGUUUAGUAGGAUGAGAGAAGCUUCCAAUCUAGAGUGCAUCGAAUGACUGGACAGAAUGUGGAUAGGGAUUGCUGGUUGCAAAUUCAUAUGCUUCAUGUUUUUUUUUUUUUUUUAAAGGGCUGCUUUUACUUUGGGUAGUUCAAGGAUUGUAAAUAACAUGUCAGUCACCUGAGGGCUCUUUCUGCUAAAUGAUUUUAGGGCUACUAGUGUGAUGAGGUUGCAAAACAAUGGCUUUUAUUAUCCUAUUUGGGGCUCUGUUUUAAGACAUGACAUUUGUUUAUGCUUUUUCUACAUGGGCUGGAUGACCUCAUCUGUGCUUUGGUAAGCAUGGAUAGAAAACUAAUUGUGUCAGUUUCAGAUUUUCUUUAGUGUUACACAGCAGGCUUCUGAUGGUUAAUGUAAAUAUAUUUGAAAGGUGUUUGGUACCACCCUUGAUGCAUAUUGUUGUUUUCAUAUAUUCUUAAGUUUAUUUUUUUAAGGUCUUAAUUUUGUUUUCAGUGUUCAAAUAUUAAAAUGGUGCUAACUGUAGGAUGUAUAACAAAGCUAUAACCAAUGUUAUUUGGGUGUUCAAUGUGAGAUGCAUGAUGUACUAUGAUAAUCUUUCAUUUUUACUGGCUUGAUUUCAUUUGUGCUUAUGGAAAAUGUUAGUGAUUACAUUAAUAUUAACAUCCAGAAUCAUCCAAAAAGCUUGAGUUAUACUUCCCAUGGUUUUUGAAUGGUGACUUAAAGAGUGAUGCUUUUUUUAUUGUUAUUAUUUUCUUCUUGUUCUAGAAAUUACAUGUCCUUCAGCACAGAAACACAUGCACCAAACACAACAUGCUAGGCAGGUGUGCGUUACUUUGUUCAUUUUUUAGGUAACUGAGUAUUUUAACUUAUGGAAGAAAACUGGAUCUCGAUGUUUACUUGAAUAAAUGGUUCUAAAUUUGGUUCUGCUUUGAUUAAAGAAACUAUCUUUCAAAACAAUACUGUUUGUUACAGCCACUGACAGCUUAUUUUUAAAAAAUAGUUAACUUAUUUUAACAUGGUUUAAUAAAUAUCUGUUAGUCUUAAACAUAUUAACUUCCAUUUUAUUACUAUGUUGGUACUUGCAUUUUCAUAUUUAGUAAUUUUUUCAUUUCUUUUAUUUCUUUUUUAUUUUUUUACCUACCUACUCUUUCUUCCUCUUUAUAACUUCUGUAAGACCAGUGAAUAUUUUUCCCUAAGAAAAGAACUCAUCCUGCAUUCUUAAGUGCCAUACUACUCUAUCAUUAAGAAGCCAUUUGUAAUUUUAAAGCCUAGCUUCACCUGUUCGCAUAUAUGUUAUUGCUCAAAAACGAUAGCUGAGCAAUUUGUAGUUUUCCUUGUUCUUCCAUAAACUACCCAUUGUAGAUUUGAGGAUAUACUAUGAAACUGUGUAAAAUCAACUUUAGUCAUAAAGUAACACCAUGCUCUACAAAUAUUUGCACAGAUUAUAAAACCUUGCAGGUAAUUUUUAGUGUCUUUUAACCUAGAACUCAACAGGAGCUAUUAAAAGCAACUACGUAUUUUCUGUGUCGCUUAUUUGAAUAUCAUAGUGACAUGUAGCAAUAACUUUUUCAUUGAUUUGAAUAAAUUUGUUGAAUAGUAAUAAGGUGCACUAUUGUGUUUGGCCUAAACCUUAUUUAAAGAAAAGCAUUUUAAAGUAGAUUCCUGCACAUACUCACUUUUAAGACCCCAGCUUAGCUGUUUUUGUUUAUAUCCAUCAAAUUGUUAAAUGUAUUCUGUUAUGCUGCUUUUAAUCUCUUCCUCACAGAAGUGAAGUGGAUUUGAAAGACUAGAAAGUUAUUUUAAUAUAAACACAUCUUUUCUUUUUUUUUUUCACCUAAAU